UCCAAUCACCUGAUAAUGUGUAGGGAUGAAUAGUCGUAUGAGCCGCAUUUCGAAUGUCACUGUUGUACGACAUUCUGCAUAAACGGCAUGACGAGCGGGACCAGAGUCUCGAUUGCCACGAUUCCACGUCUUGACCCACGCUGAACAACUACUUCUCCCUCACGGCUGGGUAGCAACCCAGUGUCCAAUCUUUUCAGUGUCACAACUAUCCGGAUUACAAUGGUCUAUACCGCUUGGCUGUUUGUCGCCUCUUUGGUCGUCUUGGGAUCUUCGAGUCCAAUAUCGGCAUACAAGGCCUCGAGCAAUAAUGCUGGGCCUCUCGUUGUUACCAGCAACGGGACAAUUCAAGGCAUCUACUCUCAAGCCUACAGUCAGGAUUUCUUUCUCGGUGUCCCGUACGCUCAACCUCCCAUCGACGAACUUCGAUUUCGGAAUCCUGUCAGUUUGAACAGCACAUUCAAUGGAGUGUUCCAAGCCACCGCAUUCCCUCCGCAAUGCGUCGGCUUCGGUUCUGAUUCGGAUGGAAGGCCACAGUCAGAAGACUGUCUGUAUCUGAACGUUGUCCGGCCUUCUGGCUACGAAAACACAACACUCCCAGUUGCUGUCUGGUUUCAUGGUGGUGCGCUGGUGGAAGGUGGCAUACGCGAUCCCAGAUACAACCUAUCAUACAUCGUCGGAAACUCUGUCAACAUUGGCAAACCCUUCAUCGCUGUCGCUGUUGCCUACCGAUUGAGCGCAUGGGGCUUCCUUCAGUCUUCGCAGGUCAGUGCAUCUGGCAACACCAACAUGGGACUAAGGGACCAAAGAUUGGCCCUCCACUAUGUGCAAGAGAACAUUCAAGCGUUCGGCGGCGAUCCACAAAGGGUAACGAUCUGGGGUGAGUCGGCAGGCGCUGGGUCUGUAGGCUGGCACAUCACCGCCUACAAUGGUCGCAACGACAAUCUCUUUCGAGCCGCUAUCAUGCAAUCGGGCAAUCCUCUCGCUUAUCACAACUAUCGCAACACGUCUUAUUACCAGCCGUACUAUCAGAUCUUGAUCACUGCUUCCGGGUGUCUUUUAGCGAUAGAUUCGCUAGAGUGCCUGAGAAACCGGCCUCUCGGGAUUGUGAAAGCAGCUAUUUUCGCAACCAACCUGCUUAUGAGUUGGCAACCCAUUGUCGAUGAGGACUUUAUCGUGCGGACAUCCAGUCAACAAAUCGCUGACGGUGCUUUCGUCCAAGUCCCCAUCAUUGACGGCGCCAAUACUGAUGAAGGGACCGCCUUUUCUCCUUUGCCAGUCAGCGACGAGCUAAGCUUCCUGGACAAGCUCGUCAGUCCGUAUGAGCCCGUCAAUAUUCCCUCAGACUUGGCCGCGGCUGCGAACGCCGUCUAUCCUAACAAGCCAGAGUAUUGGAUCCCCUCUGCGGAGAUGCUAGGAAAUUCCAGCAUCCCACGAUUAUUCGGCGACGCGGAGGAAUGGCGGAGGAGUGCCGCGUACUAUGGCGAUGCAUAUUUCAUCGCCAAUCGCCGCGGCACCUGUCAGGCCUGGGCAGCUCGCGGAUUGACCGCGUACAGCUAUCGUUUCAAUACUUUACCCGCGGGCGUUCCGCGAUGCAUCGGCGCGACACAUUUCCAAGAAGUUGCGUUUGUCUUCAACAAUACCCAAGGAGUCGGAUACUCGACCAACCCUUUCCAAGGCAUGCCGCUCGCUUACCAGCAACUUUCCAAAUUUAUGGCCUCGGCAUGGACCUCAUUCAUCGUCGAUCUCGAUCCCAAUAGCUUCAUCACCGCGGGCUCCGGGGCGCCUAUGUGGCCGAAAUACUCCGUCGAUCAACCCGAAAACAUGGUUUGGGAUGCGAGCAUGACCGGGAUAGCCUACACCGAGCCGGACACAUUCCGUCAGGAAGGAAUCCAGUGGAUCCUGGACCACGCGGACGCAUAUCAGCGAUGAUGGGCUGGCGAGAGCCACUUUUCACUUCUCCCGUUUAGAAUUGAUCGUUUUUCAAGCGUGGUGUUUUUGGCCCCGGCGAGGCAGGUCGUUCUAAUUUUUUUUCUUCCCGGACAAGGUCCAUAAAUACGAGAUACCCUGUUGCAUCACAAAAAUUUAUUUCUCGGUUACGG
Molecule: messenger RNA, 2099 nt
Organism: Dissoconium aciculare CBS 342.82
Lineage: Eukaryota; Fungi; Ascomycota; Dothideomycetes; Mycosphaerellales; Dissoconiaceae
Product: alpha/beta-hydrolase
Exons: 4
Coding region: 220-1929 (569 amino acids)
Molecular function (GO): carboxylic ester hydrolase activity
Source: RefSeq, a predicted model, not a curated record